AAAGGGUGUUGGCUGGGAGGAUGAGGGAGUCCCUUUUGCCGUGAGUGCACAAGGCAGGGGGUGGGGCGGAUAUCUGAUGAAAUUCGUGUCCCUGCCUGAGUAGCUAGGAUAUUUUAGAACAACUAAAACAAAAUAUUCAAAGACGAAAGUUCCCCCUUACCCAGAUUUCUCACCUAGAAGGCCACUGUGGCUGCGGUAACAGAACACCUGGGUUUGGGAAGAACUUGUCCUAAUCCACCCCUCCAUUUUGGGCCCACAUUCCUGAGCUUUUCGGUGACAUGGAUGAUAGAAAUUAAUUGCAGUUAAUAAUUAAUCCCUAAAGAGCAAUGAGAGGCCCAGGCUUGGGUGGGGCCCAGACACCUGCACAGAGGGACACCCUCAGCUUCCCUCUCUGUGUGACCAGGGACCCACCCCCUCAAGCCUCGAGACAUGGGGGAGAAGUGGGGCGCAGGAUCGAGGAAAGGGGACCACCCUCUAUUUCCCCAGCAGCCCAGUGAAUGGCCCUCUCCUGGGUCCUUAGAGCCAAACUGAGAGAACUGGCAAGUCCAGUUACCCAGCUUCCCCCUCCCAUCUCCCCACACACACCUGUGCUAAGGAUUGAGUGGGGAGUAGGAAGGCAGGCCAGUUAAGGAGAGACCAGCAGGCCUUCAGACAUCUCUUCUGUCCAUCUGAGAAGCAAGAAGCGAUAGAGCCGCGAUGGGGGCUGGGCUGUCCCUCUUCAUCCUCCUGACCCUCCUCGCCAGCUCACAGGGAACAGGGUCAGAAAUGACUUUGCAACUGAAGAUGAAGGACUCCUUUCUGGCAAAUUCCUCCUAUGAUUCCAGCUUCCUGGGACUGCCCGAGAAGCUCUGCUCCCUCCUCCACCUCCCAUCAGGGACCAAUGUCACCCUGCAUCAUGCAGGAUCCCCACACCACGUCACCUGCAAAGUCUGAGAGCGGUCGAAGCCUGUGCCCUUCUUGGCUGGGGCAUCCCGUCCCCAGGGUGCGGGUGCAAUGCCUGACCCCGUCUUCCAGCAGGCCCGCACCCUGCUGAGUGGCAGUAAAUAUGCUGAGCUCAGAGACUUGACUUUGUGGGUUCAUGAGCAGAGGGGCCGGCAGCAAAAUGGAAUUGGACACUCAAGUCUCUGACUCUCCCUUGUUAAGCAGAGGGUUUCCAGGGUGGGUGCUCUCUCCUAACACCAGUGUCAAAGGCCAGAAGGAAUCUGGGGAAUUAACUGCUUGGACGCACACACACACACACGCCACACACACAUACACAUGUGCAUAUACACACACCCUUCAAGCUGAGUUCUUCAGAACACCUGGGAAUAAAGAAAAGGAACAUUUAUUGAA
Lagenorhynchus albirostris (white-beaked dolphin) is the source of this 1332-nucleotide messenger RNA. It is a transcript of the gene SFTA2, whose product is annotated as surfactant associated 2. The record is from RefSeq and is a predicted model, not a curated record. The transcript is spliced from 3 exons. NCBI's taxonomy places the organism in Eukaryota, Metazoa, Chordata, Mammalia, Artiodactyla, Delphinidae. The coding region runs from base 697 to 933 and encodes 78 amino acids.